Messenger RNA from Pichia membranifaciens NRRL Y-2026, 1757 nucleotides. RefSeq lists its product as hypothetical. The transcript has a single exon. The coding region runs from base 208 to 1677 and encodes 489 amino acids. The record is from RefSeq and is a predicted model, not a curated record. Gene Ontology annotation, molecular function: flavin adenine dinucleotide binding; dihydrolipoyl dehydrogenase (NADH) activity. Gene Ontology annotation, cellular component: oxoglutarate dehydrogenase complex; mitochondrion. NCBI's taxonomy places the organism in Eukaryota, Fungi, Ascomycota, Pichiomycetes, Pichiales, Pichiaceae.
CUCCGGGCCGUCUGGCGCCGCCGCCGCCGGCCGUGUCGCGCCCGCAUCUGUGAGGAGAGCGGGAGCGCGGGAGGCAGGAGGGCAGGUGGUGAAGAGUAGAAGGAGGAGCCGGACUCCCUGCUCAGCUGAGCUCAGCUGAAGGAGAGUUGUGGUGUCAGUGUCAGAGAGUGUUUCCCUCUGCAGCACAAGCAAGCGUAAGACACGACAAUGCUCAGACACACACAAACCAGACUCUUUUCCUCUGCGGCCAGACUACUCUCGGCCACCAAAAAGCACGACGUUGUUGUGAUUGGUGGUGGACCAGGUGGUUACGUUGCCGCCAUCAGAGCCGCCCAGCUCGGGCUUGACGCUGCGUGCGUCGAGAAGAGAGGCUCUCUCGGAGGCACCUGUCUUAACGUCGGGUGCAUUCCUUCGAAGGCGUUGUUGAACAACUCACACCUGUACCACGAGAUCAAGACGGAGUCGUCCAAGAGAGGUAUCGACAUCGAGGGCGAGGUGAAGCCUAACUUGGCGAACUUGAUGAAGGCCAAGGACAGCGCGGUGAAGCAGUUGACGGGCGGUAUCGAGAUGCUCUUCAAGAAGAACGGCGUCACGUACUACAAGGGUACCGGGUCGUUUGUCGACGAGCACAACGUGAAGGUCGACCCGAUCGAGGGCGGCGAGGAGGCCACUCUCGAGGCGAAGAACAUCAUCAUCGCCACCGGGUCCGAGCCUACUCCGUUCCCGGGCAUUGAGAUCGACCAGGAGAGAAUCGUCGACUCCACCGGGGCGCUCUCGCUCAAAGAGAUCCCAAAGAAAAUGGCCAUCAUCGGCGGUGGUAUCAUCGGUCUCGAGAUGGGUUCCGUGUGGUCCAGACUGGGUGCCGAGGUGACCAUCUUGGAGUUCCAGACCGCCAUCGGCGGUGCCGGCAUGGACGCCGAGGUCGCCAAGGCGACCCAGAAGUUCUUGAAGAAGCAGGGCCUGAAGUUCCAGUUGGGCGCCAAGGUCAACAAGGCCACCAGAAACGGCGACGAGGUGGACAUUGAGUUCGAGGACGCCAAGACCGGCGAGGUCCAGACCAUCAAGUCCGACGUCUUGUUGGUUGCCGUCGGCAGAAGACCAUACUCCGCCGGCCUGAACGCCGAGGCCAUUGGCUUGGAGUUCGACAAGAAGAAGAGAGUCGUCAUCGACUCCGAGUACAAGACCAAGUACCCACACAUCCAGUGUAUCGGUGACGUCACCUUCGGCGCCAUGUUGGCCCACAAGGCCGAGGAGGAGGGCAUUGCCGCCGCCGAGUACAUCAAGCUCGGCCACGGCCACGUCAACUACGGCAACAUCCCGGCCGUCAUGUACAGCCACCCAGAGGUUGCCUGGACCGGUAAGAACGAGGAGGAGCUAAAGGCUGCCGGCAUCAAGUACAAGACCGGCAAAUUCCCAUUUGUCGCCAACUCCAGAGCCAAGACAAACAUGGACACCGAGGGCUUUGUCAAGUUCAUUGCCGACGCAGAGACCCAGAGAGUCCUAGGUGUCCACAUCAUUGGGCCUAACGCCGGUGAGAUGAUCGCCGAGGCCGGCUUGGCCAUCGAAUACGGCGCCUCGUGCGAAGACAUCUACAGAACGUGCCACGCCCACCCAACCUUGUCCGAGGCGUUCAAGGAGGCCGCCAUGACCGUCUUCGACAAGCCUAUCAACUACUAACCCUGUCUCUUUCACCCAUUCUUUCGUAUCGACCGUAUAAGCACCCCCACCCCAUCCUAUAUACACGUAUACUCCGAAAA